This is a messenger RNA of Asterias rubens (European starfish), 10519 nucleotides long. Its product is annotated as tyrosine-protein kinase receptor Tie-2-like. Lineage: Eukaryota; Metazoa; Echinodermata; Asteroidea; Forcipulatida; Asteriidae. The coding region runs from base 646 to 4836 and encodes 1396 amino acids. The record is from RefSeq and is a predicted model, not a curated record. The transcript has 26 exons. Gene Ontology annotation, biological process: cell surface receptor protein tyrosine kinase signaling pathway; protein phosphorylation; multicellular organism development. Gene Ontology annotation, molecular function: transmembrane receptor protein tyrosine kinase activity; ATP binding; protein binding. Gene Ontology annotation, cellular component: signaling receptor complex; plasma membrane.
GUGUGCAUGUAUGUCACAAUAAUAAUAUUGCAAUUUGUGUGCGUUCUUCCCAAAUUCUCCGUUGGGCUGGCUGUAAAAUCUGGUUGUCUGCUUCAAAAUGGCAGUCUGUGAUCGAGGAAUAAACUGGGGUUGGGUUCAGACGAGACCAGACACGUGAAAGAGUCGGCUGCAAUGUGUCACAAAUGAUAAAUCUUUGAGGGAUUUCAUCAUUGAAGAUAAAUAAUACUGCCUGGUUUGCCCACCAUACAUACAAUACAUCUUUCUCUACGUGCUGCGUGUGGGUCACUGUCCACAGCUGCCACACGCUCCGCAUGUUGAGAGUUGUGUGUGCGUGCACACGCAAGCUUGAUCCCAAGUUGGUAAAGUGUGUUUAUCUGUUCUAGAGUGCCUACACGUUGUUCCGGUUGUAAGUCAGUCACAGUGCAUGGCCAGCGUAAUCAGUGAACGAAGGAUAUAAAGCAUUGCAACUAGCUCUUCCUUGGACACAUACAACCCGGAGUUGGAGCUAGCCACAAGUUUCAGUCCGUUAUUCCAGUACAAACAUUGAAGGGCUUGGGACCAUACCGUUUUUUCCUGUGAAUGGAAAUUUGGAUUUUAUGCCAUUUUUUUUGUUCUCCUUCAUAAUUGUAAGAGUACAACAUCAUCAUGGCUCGAGACGGCUUGAGUACAAGUCUACUUAUUUUGAUAUUAGUGGUGACAAUAAGCUCAAACUAUGCUGAGCAGGUUACCGUGAUCAACUCCACCCCAUUGGUGUCCAACAGCGACACACUACUGUCCUGCCUGGAUGCCGGGGCUGAGCCACCGAUCACCCCAGCCUCUCAACUCACCGUCGGCAGACUCACAAACACAGGGGAUGUCUUCGUGGGUGACUUGAACGGAGAGAUUAGCCAAGACGGGGAGCGUCUUGAGGUCCGAUGGGGGAGCCAGAUGGGGGAGAGCCGGCGUGGGGUUUUCUACUGCGUCGGAACUCAACAGGACAAGAAAGUUGUCACCAUUAAGAUGUACAGAGAAGCUUUGAUCCAACCAAAGCGUCUCACCGUGACAGCAAGCCUUGGCGAGCGAAUCCGUCUGGUGAUGGUCAACACCGGAAGUCGGGCAUCGACCAACACCGCCCAGUGGUCCUUCAACGGGGACGUGGGCGCGUUGAACGGCACCAGCCUGCAGUCGAGCUCGGAGGAAGAGUCCUACGUUAUCGAGAGCGUGCGACAGGAGGAUGCUGGUGUGUAUGAGGUGUACCCAUUGUCGGACCAAUCCAGGGCAGGUUUCAUGCGCCUCAUCGUACGAGCGUGUUCAGAGGGCAAGUUCGGUACCGGCUGCCAGCAGGAUUGUCCCCGUUGCAUCCACGGUGGCGUUUGCGACGAUGUUACCGGUGUUUGUAUUUGCCCUCCGGGGUUCAUGGGAACAGAGUGUGAAAUCGGAUGUGGCAGUAACAGAUUUGGACCGACAUGUGAAUCCCAGUGCAAGGCCGACAACUGCAGACACAUGCAUUUUUCGCUACCAGACCCCUUCGGCAGCUCCUGUGCAACAGGUUGGACCGGACUGGCUUGUGACACACCUUGUGAAGACGGCAAGUAUGGCGCUGGGUGCACGCAGGAUUGCCAAUGUCCGCAGUCUAUCUUGUGUGAUAGUUACACUGGUGACUGCAUCUGCUCGCCGGAUAAAAUUGGACCGACAUGCCAAGAGGAUAAAUAUUUCUUUAACGCCAGUGAAACCAGGGUAGUCCUUGGGAGCGACGUCCGUGUUUCUCUCAUGUGUGGGUGCCAGCAGACCGUUACAGACUGUCCGGCAAUUCAUAUAGAGAUUUUGGAACCGAGCACAUUUCCAGUUGGAGCCAACAAAAGGCUGGCUUUAGAUCAAAACAAGCAAACAGCGACCUUCACCCCGUAUCGUACUAGCGGAGAUUGGAGAUUUAAAUGCACCAUUGGUAUCGGCUCUGACGCCAAAACCUUAUUUUUCAACAUGAUCGCUGUCGAAAAUCCUCCCGUUGUGUCCAUGGUAGACAUCGAGUGUAACUCGGGAGACUCAGUGACCUUUCAGUGUAGUGUCAACAACGUCGACCCCGAUGAUGUAACUGUCCGGCUCAUCCCUCCAUCCGGGUCCAGCUUGAAUCCCACGUCCUUUUACAGCAGUGGAAGGACACACGUGGUAUUCUUUGAUAUCGAGAACGCCAUCGAAGAUCAAGAAGGGGUGUAUACGUGUGAGGCAAGCGGCGGGGGAGGUGUUGCGAGCAGUCAGGCUACUCUGAUGGUCUAUGAGCCACCAGUUCCAGUUAAUCCUCCGACCAUCAUGUCCGUGACCUGCAAGACGGCAACCAUUCAACUCAACUCCGACAGUUUCAGCGGAGACGGGAAAGUCAGAAAGUUCUCGUUGGAGUACAAGCAGGCACAGCAAAACUUCUACACCCCCAGAGAUGAGGAGGCCCUUCCAUCAGACGGAGUCACCUACAUGGAGGGUCUGCAGGGAAAGACGGAGUAUAGCGUACGGGUGGUCUUGAUCCGGGACGGCGGGAACUCUAACGCCAGAGGUCUGCCGGGGCCCGCGACCAGCUUUUUCACCGAUCAUAGUCCUCCCACAUCAAGACCAACCAUUUAUGUGGAUAAUCCAGAAGAUAUAUCAACAGAGCUUGUUGUUUCUUGGGAGGCCGACAUUUCUGGAGAAGACGAAGUGGAUGGUGCAGUGAUUUUCUACAAGCCGUUAGGCAGCGAUCAAGAGCAGCAACUGAAUAUCACAGAUCUGGAAUUCCCUGGGAGUGCCAGUCUUACAGGCCUCAAACCCUACACAACCUACUCGGUGACAAUGCGGUUCUUGAACUGCGCUGGCUAUGGGAGGAAGAGCUUAAGAAAGUCACAGGCCACAAAUGAAGGAGCACCUAGUAGUGUCACAAGCCUUGUUGUUGACGUGCUCUCCUCAGACCGCAUCUCUGUCUCUUGGCAGGCCCCCGAAGAACUCAACGGGAACCUCAGAUUCUACCAGGUGUCGUACCUGGAGUUUGUCAACGGCGGGGCGGAGAACGAGCCGGUCGAGGUCAACGUGGGUCUGCUGACCUCUCAGGUGAUCGCCAACCUUAAACCUAACACCAUAUACCUCAUCUCCGUUGUGGCGUACACAGAGCGGGAGGGAAAGGAAUCGGAGACACUUGAGGUUGUCACUCGCGAGUCGUACCCAGCAGGUCCCCCCCUCGACGUGACGGAGGUCAUUGCAACCACCAGUACCAUCGAGUACACCUGGUCCCCGCCUGCUGAGGACCUGCAAAACGGCGAGAUCGUCCGCUACGAAUACAUCUCUACCAGGGCAUCAGGCGGGGACAGUUCAUCAACGAAGUUUGGCAAUGUCUCACGGACGAGCGUCGUCAUUGAUGAGCUUGAGCGCAGUGUCAUAUAUCAAUUCCGUGUGCGAGCGUACACGGUCGUUGGUCAUGGACCAUACAGCGAAAUAGUCCUGGGCAGAACUCGAGACGAAGAUAUAUCUACCAUGGUGCCUACAACGCCUACAAAAAAAGGAGGCCUUUCUGGAGAAACAGGUCAAAACGAAUCUGGACCGUACACUGACGGAGCUGGUGUGGCUAUAAUAGUUGUGGCUGUGAUGGUUGGCAUUGUUUUGGUCAUGGCACUGGCCGUCGCCUUGUCAACCUUUUAUUUCAAGAGUAAGAGACAAAGCCAUGAUAUAGACCCCACUGUGGAUCCCAACUUCACCAUGCGAUUUUCAGAUCUUAUGCGACAGAGGUCAAUGUCCAAUGAGUACAACGACGGCACAGGGCAAAACCUUCUUAGUCCCCUGGCGAUGCCUGGGGGCAGUUUCACCUUCGUGCCUACCUCACCGACCUCCCCCGGUUCACCCGGCUCGCCCAAGUCCCCGACGAUCCCUGCCUACUGGUACAUUCCAUGGAACAGUAUCGUUAUGGAGAACAUGAUCAUUGCCGAGGGUAACUUCGGUCAGGUGGUGAAGGCAGUCAUCAAGAAGGACGGAGUGGCUCUAGAGGCUGCUGUUAAGACCCUAAAAGCUGGUUCAACUGAGUCCGACAGGCGAGAUUUUAUUGGAGAGCUUGAGAUAAUGUGCAUGGUUGGAAGCCAUCCAAACAUUGUCAGCUUAAUCGGUGCUACUGAAUAUGCUGGUAUCUUGUACGUCGCCACUGAAUACGCUCAUCAUGGAAAUCUUUUGAACUUCUUGAGGCAGAGCCGCCAGCCGGACCCCGAACAGAACUACACCAACCAGGGUGCAGGUGCCAGCAGCAGUUUUGAUGCUGGCUUCAGCUCGGAGCAGCUGUUGCAGUUCGCCGCUGAUGUGACCAGGGGCAUGCAACAUCUGUCUGAGAAAGGGUGUGUUCAUCGUGAUCUAGCUGCUCGUAAUGUGCUGGUUUGUGAUGACCUGGUUUGUAAGGUGACUGACUUUGGACUCUCUCGCAGUGAUGAGGUGUACGUUAAGACUACCGCUGGUCGUUUACCAGUACGCUGGAUGGCUAUUGAAUCUCUCAACUACAGCGUGUACACAACCAAGAGUGAUGUAUGGUCGUUUGGAAUUCUCCUGUGGGAAAUUGUUUCACUUGGUGCCACACCCUACCCAGGAAUCACCUGCGCUGAACUUUAUGAGAGGCUGCCCCUGGGCUACCGCAUGGAACCCCCACUCAACUGCGACGAAGAAGUGUAUAACAUCAUGCGUCACUGCUGGAGAGAUCGUCCUCAUGACAGGCCUACCUUUGAGCAGCUGAAUAUUGCUCUGACUAAAUUGGCGGACGCCCACAAGCCGUAUGUGAACACUGAGCUUUUGCGCAAGAGCAACUUUGACUUUGUCCCAAUCAACUCUGGGGAAGAUACAAUUGGUCCAUCGACACCUGUGUGAUGCCUGAUUGGUCCAUCAACUACAAGACUCUUAAAUGGUGAAUCCAAGACAUAAUAUGACAUGGAAGGAGAUACCUGAUUGUUUAAUCAAGAAAGAGAUCCGUCUGCCACUCGUGGAAGCAGUGUUUCGAUUGGGCAGGCUCAGGUUUGAGAUUUUCCAAUAGUGUCAUAAAGCUGGGCAGUGUGAAAAUACUGCUUCCAAUUUGUGUUUGCUCAUUGCAAAGAAAAGGUGCUAAGUGAAGACAAAUCAUGCUUACUGAAAACAGACAACCAGCCACAAUGUCAUACAAAGUAAGCCUAUAUUGCUGGUGGCCCGUAUUAUUUUCUGGUUAGCAAAUACAAUUAUCAAGCAGUGUUCUCACUCGAGCAGCUUUCUGACCCUAGACAUGUUUAUUUUGAUGUCUACACAAAGUUAACGGUUUAACAAAACAUAUUGAAAGAGAUAAGAAUUAACUAUACAUACUAAAUAGUAAACUUGCGGGUACAACUAUGUAUAAGAUCUCUUAUGAGGGAGUGUUGUCUCUUAAAAGAGCCGGUGUGGUCUCGAUGAUUUGAAACGUAUACUUUGCUUGUCUUCAGGAGAAACGUGAAACCAUGCAAAGCUUCAAACACCAUUGAUUAAAAGAGAUGUUUCAAAGAGGUUUUUGGUUUUGGUGAGUUUGAAGGCAUACGUGAAAUGAAAUGGUAAAGCAAAGCAUUAUCCUUUAGUUUACCGUUUACCAGCGGCAGCCAUCAAGGGAUUACAUCUAAGUUUACGAAACAACCUGAGAAGAGGCAGCUAGGGAAAUGUGAAUUUUUUUUCUUCUUUGAGAUUGCCUGGAACUGGUAGCCUGUACAUGAGUUGCACUGUGUGACACGGCUUUUAUCCCUAAAUUCUGCUCAUAUUGAUGCAAUAAAAAGAUGCAAUAAAAAAAAUUAAAAAAUGCAGGAUAACGUUUUGUGGAAGAAGUACAACUAGUUGACUAAUUGGUGGGUAAGGACUUAACUGUGGGGCAAGCUAAAGUAUCACCAAAAUCGCAAGGUACCUUACCACAUUGUUAUACCAUGAUGCAUUGUUACUUGGGGAAAGGUACUACAAGAUUGUUUAAAAAUUAGGUUAAGUACGACUGCAGUAGUUUUAGGGAAGGAUUUGUACUACCAAAGUCUUUAACGCUAGUUUAAAAGUACCACUGUGCUGCAGUAGUUUAAGUUCUAGAUAAGAAUGAAUUGAACAGGUGGAGUGUUUAAGCACUAGGUUAAGUUCUACUGCAGUAGUUCUAGGUACUAGUGAGAAGGAAUUGUACUACAAAGGUCUUCACAAUAGUUUAAAAGUACCACUGUGCUGCAGUAGUUUAAGUUCUAGAUAAGAAUGAAAUGUCCAGGUGGAGUGCUUAAGCUAUAUAGGGUACUACUGCGAUAGUUUAAGUACUAAUUUAUAAAGAGCUGCACUAUCAAAGUGUUUCAAAACACUUAUUUAAGUACUAAUGCAGUAUUUUAAGUACUAUCAAGUUUAUAAGAAAAUAAUGGUACUACCAGAUAGUAAGUUAAAGCAUGUGGUACUACCAGUGUGUUUAAACAACUAAAUUUUGACAGUUUAUACAAAACUGUAGUUCAAAGGAUAAAAAGUAAGGUUUCUUCACCAGCAGUAAAGUACUAAUAAUAUUUGAAUUUCUACUUAACAUUACAUAAUAAUGUAAACACGGCAUAAGUUAAUGCUGGCUUCUGUAGGCAUAUUUUCAGCUGAUUGGCUGAUGUUCUUCUUUUUUAGUGCCAUAUAAAGUAGUCAUAUGGGGUUGACAGGGGACAAGACAAACGUGGGAACAAGAUAAAGGUACUACAGUCAUUUAGCUGUAGGUUCUUGUGCAAAGACAAGUGCUAGAAUAGGUAGCUCUUCAGCUACACUUCCGAAGAGAUAUUUAGGUGUACAUUAAAGUUUAAAUCUACAAAACCAGGAGGCGAUUCCACAAAGAGUUAAGAUUAAUCUUAAAGGCGAAUUAAUCUGAACUGCUAAGCAAAGUGUGAUGACACAAAACAAAUCACUGUGGCAAUCUAAGACAACUUAAUUUGAGAUGAAUCUUAGUGUUUUGUGAAAUAGAGCCGAGUUGUUAUACACAAGAUAUAAAGGGACAUGCAUACGACCUAUUGUGCAAUUCAAAAUUAUAGACGAUAAAUCAAAGUUUGUAUGAGAGAUUGGUUGUUGCCAGCUUUGGUGUUUAUAGAGAGACGUUGCAGGCGUGCGGAUACAGAUACAGAUACGGAUAUGAUAACCGUAUUUGUUCACGUCAUCGUGUUUGAUUUUGUUUGCACCACACAUGGAUCUUUUUGCAAAUACUUGGUACGCGCGCUGUAAGCGUUGAAUGAAGUGCAUGCUAGCAGUCACUUUUGAUCCCUAGCUAGACCAGCAUGCACCUCAUUCAACAGUUAGCGCUUGCGCAAAGUGUAUUUAUGAAACAGUUUAUAGUUUAAAUUGACCCUCUAAAAUGGCGCCACCAAGAGUUGGUGUAGAGUGAUGAUAUCAGGGGUGAGUUAGGUCAAAAGGUCAAAAUAAUGAUAUGUAUGUUUAUAGAAGAAGAGCACUCGGUGGAAAAAGUAGGCCUGUGUUGCAAUAGGGAAACAUUUUAGUUUAGUGUUGGGUAUUAAUGCUAAAGGGGAAGCUGCAUGAUUUAUGUUUGCAAUUUGCAUAUUGUAUACAUAUGAAUCUUGUAUUUGUGCAAAAAUUAGCACAGACUAAUUAUGUUUUCUAUUAUUACUGUUUUUUUAUUAAAAACGUAUGUUUGUCUCAGCCCGAAGACUGAAUUAUAAUGCAGGUUUACAUUUUUUUAUAUAAAUAAUUAUAAAAGCACAGGAGAAUAUUUAUACACAAGAAACAUUUAAAAAUUUAAAAGCGAAAGACAAAGGAGACAUUAUGAGAACUAAAAUUAGAUAAAACAUAGACAAUAAAUUUUUUCAAGCACACUUAACUUACCAGCAUAUAUUGUUACCAGCCAAAAUAGCAAAGUCACUUGUACAACCUGUCACUUGUAUCCUGGGCCCAAUUUCAUAGAGCUGCUUUGUCUAAGCAGACAAGUUUUUUGCUUACAAAUUUUGUGCUUAGCAAAAAUUUGCAGGAUACCAGUCAUAAAUUGUGCAUGCGACAUAGUAUUUUUUGAUUUGUAACCUUAUUCUGGUAAGCAUGUUUUGGUUGUGCUUAGCUACUUAUUGUGCUUAAGCAGCUCUUAGGAUGCGCUCAUAUUUGUAUUGUAGAAUAUUGCUCAUCUUGGCAAUAUUUUCUGGUUAUAAAGAUAGUGUUGCUAUUAUUUAAAAGGAGCAGCAUAAUAAGAAUUUAACUAAUGUAAAUAUGAUGUAAAUAUUUAAGUGUUUUGACAAGGAGAAAUGUCAAAGUAAUUUUCUCUUUUCACCAAGGAGAAGAAUCGGGAUUUGUUUUUCAAAGGUUGACGUAAAAAUAAGCUUACAAUGGUGUACCAUCCUUUUAUAAUGAUUUUGUUGGUGUUUUUUAUUGGGGUGGGAGGUUGUUUGAUGUUGGGUUGCCUUUUUUUUAAAUUUUAUUAUUAAUCAUGAUUGUGAUAAUGGCACUUUCCCCUCGCAUUUUUGUGAAAUCAAAUCUGUGGCUAUCUGCUCCUUGGUUGUGUAUAUUUCUAGAGAGGCACUACUAAUUCAUUCCCUUCUUAGUCCCUUUCCUUUGUGGAAAUUUAGAAAAUGUGUGUGAUAUAUUAAGUGAAGUUAGUAAACAAAAUAGCAUGAACCACUCUAUUAUUGACAUUACCCCUAACUUAGGAUAUGAAACCUUGCCAUAACAAAACCUGCAGGGAAAGUAAUAAUCUUAAGAAAUAUUUAUUUGUAAUUGUUUCAACUGCUCAAACUAUUUCCUCCAGGAGUCCAGGGGUCGAUUUCACAAAGAGUUGGGACUAGUCCUAACUUAGGACUCUAGUCCUAAGAGAAAGUAAAAAAGCAAAGCUGGUCUUAAAAUAAGACGAGUAACUCUAACUCGAGAUAAGACUAGUCUUAACUCUUUGUGAAAUCCACCCCAGGUCAUGUCCGAGCCUCUUGAUAUUUACUAAGCCUCUGCAGGUACACAAUACAGUUGAAUAAGUUCAUAAUUUAUGUGUGUGAGAUAAAGUUACAGUAAUUAAUUAUUUCAUUUGGUUGACUAAAGUUUACCUUUAUGUACCCUUACACAAUAAUGGUUUUCAAAUCAGUCCGUCAAUAACUAUAAUUGUUGUUGAAUCCAUGCGAAUGGCACUUCAGGCUUAUAGUUAUCAACUCUGGUUUUUUUUUUUAUUUAACUAUAACACUGGUAACUGUUACUCUGGUUAUUGGCCUUAACUAAAACUCUGGUUGCUGGUUUCAGCUUUAUCUCUGGUUAUUGGUUUUAACUAAUCUCCAGUUAGUGGCGUUACCUAUAUCUCUAGGUAUUGGCUUCAGCUAUAAACUUUGGUAACAUUGGCUGUAACUAUAACUCUGGUUCCUGGCUGUAACUAUAACUCGGGUUUACUGGCUUCAGUUAGAAUUCUGGUUAUUGGUUUUAACUCUUCUCCGGGUAGUGGCGUUACCUAUAUCUACUCUGGGUAUUGGCUUCAGGUAUAAACUUUGGUCAUUGGCUUUAACUCUGGUGACUGGCUUUAACUAUAACUCUGGUUACUGGCUUCAGCUGUAACUCUGGUUAUUGGUUUUAGCUAUUCUACGGUUACCGGUUUAAGUUAUAUUAUGGUUAUUGUCUUCAGUAAUGUUGCAUUGAUCAAUCCAUCGCCACAUUCCACUAUGGCUUCGAUCCUUUAUGGCUGCGAUCCUCUUUGGCUUUCGAUUCCAAAGCCGUUUUUGUCACUUACUACUGGUAUUGUUUAAAUUCAAGAACAAAAGUGCCCGAUAAUAACAUCUAUGUAAUCAAGAUAAAUGUACAUCGAUAUGUACUUGGAAGCUUUAUUUAAAUUGUAAUUAAUAUUAUUUUAAACAUUAUUAUAUUUUGAUACUAACGUGGAUUGUGUAUAGAGGUAAUACACAAAUACAUUUCUUAUUUUUUUGGUGUUCCGGAAGGUGCUGAGUUUGGUAAAGAAAACCUUACGUAUUAUUAAGUCUUGCCAACUAUAAUUAACUUUGUUUAUCUAAAUAAUGAACUGUAAACAGAUUUUUGUCAAAGAUAUAUGUUUUUAAUCUGGACGGUAGUUGGUUCAAGUCAUGCUCUAGUCUUUUUUUUUUAGUCAGUUUCCCCUGUGGUUUAUCACUGUUGAUAAGGGAAAAAAAUAUGAUAACUUACAAUGCUUUUUAGCUGAGCAUGAAAACUGGCACACGUUUGUACUCUGUACUCAAAUCAGCCAAUCCUAACGUUCAAAACCAUUUCUUGUGACAGAUAAAAAAUUACUUUAGAGCAAUUAUGGAAUGAAAAAUUACAAAACUCACUGGUUCAAUGGCAAAAGGCAAGAACAGUGAAAAUAUAAACAAUCACAACAAAAUUAGGAGGGAUUUGUAAAAAACAAAGUACAAGGAAAAUCGAAGCUAAGUCCAAACUACUCGGGGUUUUUUCUUUCUCAAAUCAUCCAAAGACAAAACUAGCUCAAUGAUAAUGUACUCUGAUAAUAAGUGGAGAUAGUUUAGUGGGCGUGGCGUAGUGUGGGACAACGCCGUGUUCAGUUCUCAUCCUUUAAAGACACUGGACACUAUUGGUAAUUGUCAAAGACCAGUAUUCUCACUUGAUGUAUCCCAACAUGGGC